Molecule: messenger RNA, 3352 nt
Organism: Ahaetulla prasina
Lineage: Eukaryota; Metazoa; Chordata; Lepidosauria; Squamata; Colubridae
Gene: LARP7
Product: La ribonucleoprotein 7, transcriptional regulator
Exons: 13
Coding region: 371-2137 (588 amino acids)
Biological process (GO): RNA processing
Cellular component (GO): nucleus
Molecular function (GO): mRNA binding
Source: RefSeq, a predicted model, not a curated record
CUCCCGUCACUCGCAGCCACAAAGUCUCCGCCGGCUGCGGAGCCCGAUCUGUUCUGGGGAGCCUCAAGGGGGAGGCAGGCAGGGCUCUAGCACCUUCGUUGGGAAUCUUCAAAGCUCGGCCCUGUCUUUGCUCAGGGAGAGAGGCAGCUGCCGCGGGCUUUAUCAGCGUCCCUACUCUUGUUGUAUCCCAAGCGAAGGGAAAGAAAGACUUUGUGGCACUUGAAAACCCUGCGAAAAAUCGCCGUUAGAGAUUUUCAGUCCUGCCUGGAUAGCUGAUUUCGUUUAAAAAAAAAUCCGCUUUCAUUAACUCCUCGUUGUGGCGAAAAAAAUAGAAAGUGCCUUCGAAGAUCAAAAUGACAGUGAGAUAGAAAUGGAGACAGAAAAUAUAAGAAGCAAAAUUAUGGAGAAAGAAACUACUGAACAGAGAAAGGAACGAGAAAAAAAAAAAAGAUCCAGAGUUAAACAAGUCCUUUCAGAUAUAGCAAAACAAGUUGACUUCUGGUUUGGUGAUGUUAAUCUUCACAAAGACAGAUUUCUCAGAGAACAAAUAGAAAAAUCUAGAGAUGGAUAUGUUGACAUAUCACUUCUGAUUUCUUUCAACAAAAUGAAAAAAUUAACCACUGACAGAAAAUUGAUAGCACGAGCAGUUAAAGAUUCAUCUGUUGUAGAAUUGGAUUUAGAAGGAAUCAGGAUCAGAAGGCGGCAACCUUUGGGUGAUCAGCCAAAAGAUGUGGAUAGUCGUACUGUAUAUGUGGAAUUGCUUCCUAAAAAUGUCAAUCACAGUUGGAUUGAACGAGUAUUUGGAAAAUGUGGCAAUGUAGUUUAUGUCAGCAUUCCUCGCUAUAAGACCUCCAAAGACCCUAAAGGAUUUGCAUUUGUGGAAUUUGAAACAAAAGAACAAGCUGAAAAAGCUAUAGAAUACUUGAAUAACCCACCAGAAGAUGCACCAAGAAAACCUGGUAUGUUUCCCAAAACAGUAAAAAACAAAGUUGUUCCUGCAUUAACUACAAGUGAUUCUACCGUAGUUGAAGAAAAAAAGAAGAAGAAAAAGAAAAAAUCUAAAACAAAGAAGGAAAACGGCCAAUCAAAUACUGGAGCAAAAGAUGUAUACAUGGCCAGUUCUACAGAAUGCACCAAAAGUCAUUGGACAAUAUCAGAGAGUUCUGAAACAGAAUUAUCAGAAAUCCAACGACACUCUUCAAAGAAAGAAAAGAAGAAACUUGAUAAAACACAAAGCUUGGGUCUAGGAGAAACUAGAUCAGGAAAGAGGAAACGGAAUCGCUCUGAUGAUGGAGAGAUAUCAGUUGUAAAAGAGAAGAAAAUUUCUCAGAAAGAUAAUGUUCACUCUGCAAAGGAGCAAUCAGCAGGGCUGGAGGAUUCCAAAGAAAUUUCUACUGAAGAAGAGAGAGAAAUUGGUGAUAAGAAAGAAACCUCUCUUUCAAAGGCUAAAAGAAAACACAAGAAGAAACAUAAAGAGAGACAUAAGAUGGGAGAAGAAGUUAUUCCACUGAGAGUUCUCUCAAAGAAUGAAUGGAUGCAUCUGAAACAAGAGUAUUUGACCCUACAGAAAGCCAGCAUGUCAUCCCUGAAAAAAGCAAUGACCAAAGCAAACGCUGUGCCCCUUGGAACAAUGGAAAGAGAUGUCUGCACGGCAGAUGCCUCUGAAACAAGAAAUGGCAAAUGUAUCGGCAAGAAUGAUUUAGCUCCUGCUGAGAAAAUUCAUCCAAUGGGACCCCAGUUUGAGAGUGGAGUGAUUGUGAAAAUCCUUGGUACUGAUCCACUGCCAGGCAGGAAGCACAUCAAGGACAUGCUAACAACACUCGCUGAUGUUGCUUAUGUUGAUCUGCUGGAAGGAGAUACAGAAUGUCAUGUACGGGUUAAAACACCUGGAGAUGCACAGCUUUUAAUAAACUCACAUAAAGAUCUGCAGGCAAAGAACAAUUGGAAACUUGAGAUCCUUACAGGUGAUCACGAACAAAGAUACUGGCAGAAGAUCUUGGUGGACCGACUAGCUAAACUGAAUCAACCUAGAGAAAAGAAGCGGGGCACAGAAAAACUAAUAGCAAAAGCUGAAAAAAUGAGACUGGCAAAGACUCAAGAGAUAAGCAAGCAUAUACGUUUCUCUGAGGAUGAGUAAAUUUAUGUCUUGCAUGAAAUGCUUAUAAAGAGAGGAAACAAACUUAUGAUAAAGUAUCUCAUUGUUUCAUAAUGCAAACAGACAAAUUAGAUUGUGCUGAAUUUGAUAGAAUGGAAUACUACUUGAGUCUGUUUGGAAGGAUUACAUUGAACAAGUGUAUGUGUGUAUGUUUGCACAAAUAUUUUGUAUAAGCUGUUGUAAGAAUGAAAUAAAAAACUUGAAAUACUUGUUUCUUAAAAUAAAUGGGAAUGAGACAUCCUAAAAUUCAUUCUAAAGGUCUGCUUAAAAUGGAAAGUUGUCUUGCUUUCUGAUGAGGGGGAAGAUAAGAAAUUAGCGACAUAGGUUUCCCUGUGUACUCCAUUAAAAAGACUUAAACUGUAAAUGGAAUCAAAAUUAAAUUGUACAUCAUCAAUUUUAUUAUAUUUUCAGUAUCAGAGUUCCUUGCCAUAGAUUAAGGAACAUGAGUUUAACACCAUAUUUUCUGUUUGUAACCCAAAUAAUUCUUUACUAUUGGUAUACAAUAAAGGAACCCGUGAAGCUUUAUUUCAUAGUAAGCAAAGAAUAUUUAGUAAUGCUUAUGGCCCAAGUCAGCUCUCACAAAUUUUCCGCUAGUCCUCUAGAGCAACUGCGUUCAAUCACAAGAAAUAUACAAAAGAAAAUUAGCAUAAAACAGCAUUCUAUUUUCUUUCUUGUGGACAAGAAGGGAAAUCUUUUUUUUUCCAGCUCCAUAGAUGUAUACCUUUACUUUUCCAGUGGUACAUCCAUGUACUCAUAUGCUACCUAUGACAGGAUAGUUACGAAUGAUGUAAUCAGCAUUAUUUCUCAUGACCUUUGGGAGAUAUUUUCAAGCAUACUUGAACCAGAUUGGUAUUUUGCCAUAUUGCAAAGUACCAUCUUCCUGGACUCGGUCCGGAUGGCUUGGAUUCCACCUUUCUUAUCUGUAAACUGGAUUAAGUAUUUAGAGUAUGUUUAUUUCUAUAUACGUCUCCAUCUCCUUUUAACAUAUACUAUUCUUUUUAGGUCUAUAGCUAGCCUACUGGAAGACAAAAUGAAAGAUUAAUUGAAGUUUUUAAUCUGAUCCAAUAAAACUUUUUUUAUGACCAAUUUUUAGUAUAAUGGCAACUGGUUAUGGUAUGUGGAAAAUAAUGUGUCUCCUUCCUCUUGUAGCCAAUUCCAUUCUUCUACUUAUUUAAAAUAUAGUUUUUUAAAAAUUGA